Molecule: messenger RNA, 1354 nt
Organism: Arabidopsis arenosa
Lineage: Eukaryota; Viridiplantae; Streptophyta; Magnoliopsida; Brassicales; Brassicaceae
Source: the annotation of a GenBank genome assembly
UACGUAGCUUAAUCCUUGAGAUGCGUUCGAGGUCACAUCGUGUGGUCCACGACCUUGCCGCCGCCGCAGCUGCCGAUUCCACUCCUGGGUCAUCGCAAGAUUAUCGCUGGUCAGAUAUCCCUGAAGAGCUUUUAAGGGAGAUUCUAAUUCGGGUUGAGGCGGCGGACGGUGGCGGAUGGCCGUCACGACGCAGCGUGGUGGCUUGCGCCGGCGUUUGCCGUGGCUGGCGGCUACUUAUGAACGAAACCGUCGUUGUCCCUGAGAUCUCUUCUAAGUUGACUUUCCCCAUCUCUCUCAAGCAGCCUGGUCCAAGGGAUUCUCUGGUUCAAUGUUUUAUCAAACGUAAUCGAAUUACGCAAUCAUAUCAUCUUUAUCUUGGAUUAACCAACUCUUUAACGGAUGAUGGGAAGUUUCUGCUUGCUGCGUGUAAGUUGAAGCACACAACUUGUACUGAUUACAUUAUCUCUUUACGUUCUGAUGAUAUGUCGAGGAGAAGCCAAGCGUAUGUUGGCAAAGUGAGAUCGAACUUCCUAGGAACAAAAUUCACCGUCUUUGAUGGAAAUCUGCUACCUUCAACGGGAGCCGCUAAGUUGAGAAAGAGCCGAUCUUCUAAUCCCGCAAAAGUUUCACCAAAAGUGCCUCUGGGAAGUUACCCUGUUGCUCAUAUCACAUACGAGCUGAAUGUCUUAGGAUCCCGGGGACCAAGAAAGAUGCAAUGUGUAAUGGAUACAAUACCUACAAACGCAAUGGAGUCCCAAGGAGUAGCUUCAGAACCAUCUGAGUUUCCCUUCCUCGGUACUCGGUCAACUUUCUCCAGGUCUCAGUCGAAACCAUUACGCUGCAGCUCAAGCCACCUGAAAGAAACACCAUUAGUGCUGAGCAACAAGACACCACGGUGGCACGAGCAGCUACGUUGCUGGUGCUUGAAUUUCCAUGGCCGUGUCACAGUAGCAUCAGUGAAGAACUUUCAGCUCGUGGCAGCAGCAGCAGCUAGCGGUGGCGGUGGCGGUGGGACGGGAUUGUCACCAGAGAGGCAGAACGAGCGGAUUAUAUUGCAGUUUGGGAAAGUCGGGAAAGAUAUGUUCACGAUGGAUUAUGGAUACCCGAUCUCAGCUUUCCAGGCUUUUGCCAUUUGCUUGAGCAGCUUUGAGACUAGAAUCGCUUGUGAAUGAUUUAUAAGACUUUGUUAAGAUAUCCCUGUAUUUAUCUUUUAAGAGCAAUUUGUAGCCUUCUGUAAAUUGUGUUCUUUUAAAAAAACAAUGAAUCGUUGUCUUGUAUUUGAUGAUGUUACAGUUCCUUUUGUUUUGUAGCAUUUUUGUAAUUUGCGAUCUUGCAAUAACAUCAACUCUAUUGC